Molecule: messenger RNA, 744 nt
Organism: Lodderomyces parapsilosis
Lineage: Eukaryota; Fungi; Ascomycota; Pichiomycetes; Serinales; Debaryomycetaceae
Product: glutathione S-transferase
Exons: 1
Coding region: 1-744 (247 amino acids)
Source: RefSeq, a predicted model, not a curated record
AUGGUCCAAGAAGAUAAAAUCACACUUUUCUGGUUACCACAUUCCAGAGCUCAAAGAAUUGUUUGGUUGUUGGAAGAAUUGGGGGUUGAGUAUAACUUACAUAUGGAAGACCGUGUUCAAGAUGUUAGGGCACCAGAAAGUUUCAAAAAAUUUCAUCCAUUGGGUAAAACACCAAUUCUUCAUGUUGAGAAACCUGAUGGAACUGUGAAAAAAUUUGGUGAGUCGGGAUUUAUUGUUCAAUACUUGAUUGAGCAUUAUGACACCACAGGCAAGUUCAAACCAGUAACAGAGGAUGACAAGGAUCUCAUUGAUUACUUUAAUCAUUACGCUGAAGGAACUAUGCAACCUUUGCUAGUUGGUUUGUUGGUGAACAAUGUUGCUGCUAAAUCCGUUUCUUUCCCCGUCAGCUUGUUGGUCAAGACGGUAGUUGGGAAAAUCAAUCUGGGUUACUAUGCUCCAGAGGCGGAAAAGAAUGUAAAAUUUUUGAAUGACUUUUUAAAGGCCCAGCAUGCCAAGGGUAGAAAAUGGUUUGUUGGUGAUAAAAUUUCAGCAGCUGAUAUUAUGCUUUCAUUCCCAGUUCAAAAAGUGAUUGUUGCAAAUGGUGGUGCCACGGUUAAACCAGUUAAAGAGAGUUACCCUGACAUGUAUCAAUACUUCCAAGACAUUACGUCGGAACCGGCAUGGAUUAGAGCUGCUGAAAAGGUGAGAGGUCGUGAUCAUGUCGUUAUCAAUGGUAAGUUAUAA